Tinamus guttatus (white-throated tinamou) is the source of this 1437-nucleotide messenger RNA. NCBI's taxonomy places the organism in Eukaryota, Metazoa, Chordata, Aves, Tinamiformes, Tinamidae. The record is from RefSeq and is a predicted model, not a curated record.
AUGGAGCUUGGCAGCUCCUCCAGCAUCCCCAUGCCCAAUGUGCCCGUGACUCCUCCAACCCGAGCUUCCCCCCAGGAUCUUUCCGAAGUACUUGCUGUGGCUGGUGCAGUUCCAGCGGCGGAAGCGGAACUGGUACUGGCACUCCCGCACGCCCAGCUUGGUGCCCUUGGCCACCUCCUGCACAAUCUCCGGCUCCAGCUGAUGUCCCGGCGCAUUUACGGCCCCAUCUGGAAGUCGACCUUCGGGCAUUACGAGAACAUCAACAUCGGGAGCCCAGAGGUACUGGAGCAGCUGCUGCGGCAGGAGGGCAAGUACCCCAUGAGGAGCGACAUGGCCCUGUGGAAGGAGCACCGGGACACACGGCGCCUGCCCUAUGGACCCUUCACUGAGGAAGGGGAGCGCUGGUACCGCCUGCGGCAGGUUCUCAACAAGGCUGCGGGGGUGCUGGUGGGUGACGUGGCCAACCUGCUCUACCGCUUCGCCCUGGAAGGGAUCUCCUACAUCCUCUUCGAGACCCGCAUCGGGUGCCUGCAGCAGCAGGUCCCCGCCGAGACCCAGCGCUUCAUCAACUCCAUCAACCUCAUGUUCAAGAACUCCAUCUUCGCCACUGUGCUUCCCCGGUGGACCCGGAAGGUGCUGCCCUUCUGGGACCGCUACCUGGACAGCUGGGACACCAUCUUCGCCUUCGGCAAGAACUUGAUUGACCGUAAGAUGAAGGAGCUGGAGGGGCAGGUGGAGCGGGGCAAGGUGGUGUCAGGCUACCUGAGCUACCUGCUGGCCAGCGGCCGGCUCAGCCUGGAGGAGGUCUAUGGCAGCGUGGCGGAGCUGCUGCUGGCUGGCGUGGACACGACCUCCAACACGCUGUCCUGGGCCUUGUACCACCUCUCCCGGGACCUGGGCAUCCAGAACGCCCUGUACAAGGAGCUGGCGGCUGUCGUGCCCCCUGACAGAGUCCCUGGUGCUGAGGAUAUCCCCAAGAUGCCGCUGCUUCGUGCUGUGAUCAAGGAGACGCUGAGGAUCUACCCUGUGGUGCCCACCAACGCCAGGGUCUUUUGGGAGAAGGACAUCGUCAUCGGAGACUACCACUUUCCCAAGAACACCCUCUUCGUCCUGGCACACUACGCCAUGUCCCACGACGAGACCCACUUCCCGGAGCCCGAGCGCUUCCUGCCCCAGCGCUGGCUCCGGGGCCACGGCUCCCCCCACCACCCCUUCAGCUCUAUUCCCUUCGGCUAAGGGGGCCGUGCCUGGCGGGCCCCUGAGAUGGAGAUGCACCUGGCUCUGGCGAGGAUCAUCCAGGCGUUCGAAGUGCGGCCGGACCCCCGCGGUGUGCAGGUGACGUCCGUGUCCCGCAUCGUCCUGGUGGCCGACAAGCCCAUCAACCUGGAGUUCAUCGCCCGCCCGGCAGCCCCCUGAGCGCCCCGGGUGCUGAGCCGG